Adineta steineri is the source of this 684-nucleotide messenger RNA. The record is from the annotation of a GenBank genome assembly. Lineage: Eukaryota; Metazoa; Rotifera; Eurotatoria; Adinetida; Adinetidae.
AUGAUGAACCAAGUAUAUCGUUUUCGUCCGUUAAUUUCAUUUCUAUAUCGUACACCGAUUCGUUCGUUUCAUCUAUCUUCGACACGAUCUAUUGAAUGGUCUGAUAUUGAUGAAUACACUAAUAAAGUGAAUACAUCCGUUUAUUUAACAACUGAAGUUUAUGAAAAAGAUGAUGAAUGGAUUCAAUAUGAAUCUCGUCGAAAUGAACGAUUACGUAAACGACGUGAAGAAUUUCUUCUUGGACCACCAAAACGUAAAUCUGUAGCAGCAUCAAAUGAUGAUUCUAAACCUUGUCCAUCAUCGGCAAAUUUUACUAAAAAGGAAGUUGAUGUAAAAUAUGAUCCAAAUGAUGAUCGACCUAUACAAAUGAAUGAUCCAUAUUUACCAUCGCCACAUAAAUGUAUAUUUUGUGAGCAUAAUUUAAAAAUUGAUUUUCGUAAUACAAAAUUAUUAAGUCAAUUUAUAUCUCCUCAAACUGGUUUUAUUUUUAAUCAACGUACAACUGGUUUAUGUUAUUUUAAACAAGUUGAACUUGAAAAAGCUAUACUUAAAGCUCGACGUUUUCAUUUAAUGCCAUAUAAAUGGAAAGAAACUGUUUAUUUAGAUGAUCCACGUUUAUUUAAUCCCUAUGAUAAUACAAUGAAAAAAGUUGUUAGUACAGAAAAAGAAAAAUAUGGACAUUAA